GUUUCCCCGGAUUUAGCCUCUACCCUUCGAACGAUCGAUUCACCGAUCUCACACGGUCCGCAAAAUGGCGGACUCAUAUGACUACAUCAUCUGCGGGGGCGGCACUUCGGGGUGCGUGGUGGCUGGACGCCUGGCUGAGAAUCCGCACAUACGGAUCCUGGUUAUCGAAGCAGGACAACAUCAUAAGGACCUCGAGAAUGUGCAUAUGGUUGGCGGUUGGGCUAGUCUUCUCGACGACAAGACGGAUUGGAACAUCGUCACUUCACCAAUGUCCGGUGUCAACAAUCGUCAAGUCAAGCUCAGCAGAGGCAAGUUCUUGGGUGGCUGUAGCGGUUGCAACGGCACGCUUUGCAUACGCGGCAGCAAGCAGGAUUAUGACGAUUGGGGCUUGGAUGGAUGGAGUGGAGAAGAAUUCUUCAAGUACAUGCAAAAGGCCGAAACAUUUCACAACAAACCUUGGUUUCAAGCCGCUGAUCGAUUCCACGGACAGUCGGGUCCUCUCCACGUCGAACCACAUGACCUCGCGCCGAUUUCUCAGCUCAUAAUGGACUCGUUCGUCUCCCAAGGCCUUCCACUGGACCACGACAUGUUCACAACUGGCGAGACGCCCCAUGGCUGUGGCCAUGUACCACGCACAGUAUACAAUGGUCUUCGUACAACUAGUGGAGACUUUAUAACAAACGGGUUCCAUCGCAGCAACGUCACCAUCAUGACAGAUACCACUGUAGAUAGGGUGCUCUUUAAGAAGACCCCCAGCGGGCUGAAAGCAGACGGCGUUGUGGUGGUGACAGCGAAUGGGCAGCAAUCGUUGUACGCGACAAGGGAGGUAAUCAUCAGCAGCGGUGCGUAUUGCAGCCCCACCAUCCUCAUGAGGUCUGGACUUGGUCCAAAGGAGGAACUGCGGCGAAACGGUAUUGAAUGCUUGGUCGACCUGCCUGGCGUUGGACAGAACCUUCUGGAUCACCUGAUUGUCUUCAUGUUCUACGAAACAGAGAAACCCGGUCUCACAAGCGAUCAUCUCGUCUAUCACGACGACAAUUAUGACAAGACCUACGCACUUUGGAGGGAGAAAAAGCAGGGGUUUUUGUCAAAAUUCCCCUUUGGCUCCUUUGCCUUUGCGCGCUUAGACGACCGUCUUAAGCAUGAACCAUUGUGGAAGAAUGCGCCACGGCAACCAGGCCGUGAUCCUAUGGGACUGACACCUAAACAGCCGAAUGUUGAGUUCUUCACCACGGAAUGCUAUGGUGGCCCUAAGCAAUUUGAUCAAUUUCCUAUCGAUCGUAAACACGCAUUCUCGAUUAUUGCAGAGCUAUUUUCGCCUAGGUCCCGUGGAAGCGUCACCCUGAAGUCAAAGAACCCCCUGGAGAACCCAGUGGUGGACUGCAACUACCUUGCCGAUCCGCUGGACGUUCUCGUGUUGAGUGAGGCAUGCAGAUUCGCGAACGAGAUUAUUACCAAGGGCGCUGGGACGAAGGACAUUGUGAAAGGAUCUUGGCCACCUCAUUUGACACACCACACCUACACCAAAAGGGAAGAGUGGAUUCCUUAUGUGAAGGAACAUGCAACAACAUGCUACCACGCUGCAGGGACCUGUGCAAUGGGUUCUGAUAGCAAUCCUCGAGCUGUUCUCGAUAACAAAUUGCGUGUGCGAGGGAUCACAGGUCUCCGUGUCGCAGACUGCAGUGUGAUGCCCACAUUGCAUGGGGGACAUACUCAAAUGCCUGCCUACGGGAUUGGCGAGAAGUGUGCUGACCUUAUCAAAGAGACGUGGACAUCACCGAUGUUGAAUCUUGCGAAGCUAUAAGCAAGUGUCAUCAUGAAUGUCGAGCACGAAUAACAUAGCCAAGUUCUGUGUCGCUACUUCACGGGACUGCCAUGAAAGAUAUGCGAUUCUCUGGGUGUAUUUUAGCACAUGAGCCUUCUGUUGAUUCAGCCAGUAUAACAACUGUUUUCAUGAUCACGACCGCGCUUUUACGACAAAGCAAUGCAAGCAGAUGGCCAAGCUAAAUAGGCACAGCCAAUCUUUAGUUCGCCAGUAGUAUUCUUAGAUACAGCUUUACACUAAUGAAUCC
Messenger RNA from Aspergillus ibericus CBS 121593, 2072 nucleotides. Its product is annotated as GMC family oxidoreductase. The record is from RefSeq and is a predicted model, not a curated record. The coding region runs from base 65 to 1804 and encodes 579 amino acids. The transcript is spliced from 6 exons. Gene Ontology annotation, molecular function: oxidoreductase activity, acting on CH-OH group of donors; flavin adenine dinucleotide binding. Lineage: Eukaryota; Fungi; Ascomycota; Eurotiomycetes; Eurotiales; Aspergillaceae.